AUGUCCACAUCACAAGACGGCGCAUGGAAAGCGAAGGAGACCAGCGAAGAAGCCCGGUACGCUCACCAGAAGGAGCAAGAACAACUCGCAGCAUUGCGUGCUAAGAACUCCGAUGCGAGCAAGCCUGCCAGCAGCACGAACACCUCGAAGGAUCGUGAUUUCGAGGGUGGCUAUGGAGGACAGGAAGAUCUGGAGGAUAGGUAUGCGACGACGAGUGGGGAGCAUUGAGUAUAAGAUAUUAUUCGGGUGGUGGUAGGCUCUAGUCGUUUGCUCAGGGGCUAGUAGGAAGGGGAAGACAGGACGACCGACGAAAUAUGGACAGUUUCGAUGUAUGAAUAGCUUUUCGAUGCAGUAACGAAAAAUAUUGUCAGACCAUACCUAUCUGACC
Messenger RNA from Stereum hirsutum FP-91666 SS1, 388 nucleotides. RefSeq lists its product as uncharacterized. The record is from RefSeq and is a predicted model, not a curated record. Lineage: Eukaryota; Fungi; Basidiomycota; Agaricomycetes; Russulales; Stereaceae. The transcript is spliced from 3 exons. The coding region runs from base 1 to 228 and encodes 75 amino acids.